AUGGAUGACUCAAUUUGGGCUCUAAUACUUACUAUUGGGAUUGACAUAAUUUUAUUCUCCCUUGAAUUUUGUGCGUUCUCUAUUUAUCGAAAAUAUAGAAAUAAGCCGAUAAAUCUUAAAUUAGAAGAAAGAGAAAUAAAAGUUCCUAUUUAUUCUGAAUCAGACACCCCUCUGCGUGUUCUAUUUAAAAACGUUUGGAAAAUUCCUUUUUCUGAAAUGAGCUAUUAUAGUGGGAUUGAAGGGCAGCUCUAUUUAGCUCUGCAUUUAGUUUUAGGUGGAGGAAUGAUAGCUUUUGCUGUUUUAGGCUGUGGGAUAUUAAUCCCAGUUUACGCAUAUUACGGCGAAUCUGAAAUAGAUAAAAGCAUGAAUUAUAUAAGCAUGGCCCAUAUAUUAGACCAAUAUGAUAUAAUGGCUGUUGUUCUGGUAUUUUUCGUUUUAUUUACCAUCCUCAUGUUUGUUGUCAUUAGUGCAUAUAUUGGACAUGCAUCAACUAUUCACUCAAAACCUUCUGAAUUAGUUAAUACAAUAAAUAAGUAUACAUUUGAAAUAUGGGGAAUUCCAAGCAACAUAAAGCCGCCUCAAGCAACAAAAGAAGUAUUUGAAUUAUUAAGAUCUCAAUAUGGAAAUGAUAUACAAAGUGUGUACAUUGUCCCAGAUUUAGCAGAUGCUGCAAAAAUUAAGCUGGAGUUAGAUGAAGCAAAAGCUCGCCUUCAGCAUUUCAAAGAUUAUUACCUUGUAAAAGGUGAAUAUGCCAAAAUUAGUCCUAAACUAUGUGGAGAAAAGAUUGAUGCUAUCCAAUAUUAUGAAACUAUCGUAAAAGAUUUAACUUUGAGAUUAAAUGCAGCCACUGAGUAUGGUAAAAAUGAAUCUUCAGGAAUAGCUUACGUUUUAUGCAAAUCUCCUAUAGUAGCAUUUAAUGUCGUACAGAAAUUCCAAGGGAAAAAAGACUCAUUGAAUUCUUGUGCAUGAAAUUUGCAUUUAGCUCCUGCUCCUGGAGAAAUCAAUUGGCAUAAUAUGACUACUAAAAGGCAUAAAUUAUGGGUGACUCGGCUUAUGCUGUGGAUUACAUUUAUUAUAUGCUUCUUUUUAUUAAUUACACCAUCAACUCUGUUACAAAUACUAGUGGAACUUUUAGAUCUUGUAGGUGCUAAAUCUAUUUACCAAGGAGCUAUUAGCCAGCUGGUGCCAUCUCUGAUACUUUUGCUAUAUCAAUCUGCUAUUGUAAGGGUCAGUGUAAACUAUAUUGUGAAAAAAGAAGAACUCGGCAAUAAAAGUGAAGAAACAGUAAGUGCUUUGUUUAAAUUCUUGCUUGUAAUGGUGACUUAUACUUUUAUUGUGCCAUUAGUUGGAUUUCAAGUAUACUCAAUAAUCACGAAUACUCUUCUAGGAGAGUUCGAUAGAUGGAAGACUUCCCAGGCAAAUAUUUUUGCCUAUGAAGCCCAGUUUUUUACAAUUUUUAUGAUCCAUAUGACUUUUUUCAAAAAUGGGGCUGAUUUUAUGCAAAUCCCAAAGCUAAUUAGGGUGAAGUUCAGGCAAAGAGCAGCAGUGAAUGAAACGGAAAGAAUGCUUGCAUAUGAAGUAAAUUCUAUAUAGGCAUACGAAUUCAGGUGGGCUUAUGAAUAUGGGAUUUCAAUAUCCUCGCUUAUUAUUAUCCUUUCAUUUUCUGUGGCAUAUCCAAUUAUUUUGGUUGUGGGCGCUGCUUUUUUUAUAUCAAGAGUAAAAUAUAUUUAGUACUGGACUGCAAAAUAUAACUUGUUGUGUUUUUAUUGCACGGUAAAAACGACAACUGCAGAUCGAAUUCCACGAAUGAUGACAAGAUAUUCUAAUAUUUCUGAAUAGAAAUACUCCAUUUGAGUUAUAAUUUUUAAUUUUUAAUGCUUUAGUUAGAAUUAAAUAGCAUAUCUACUCGUGGCAACACUAUUUUUCCAAUUGAUGACAUGCUAUUUUCUCUUCUUGAGUAACUCAAUUACCUAUUUUGCAAUCUCAAUUGUCCUUAUUAUUCUAUCAAUAAUUAUUUUCACCCUGGUAUAUUGAAAAAGUCUUGACAUUGAAAAAGUUCUGAAGCUCGGAUUUAGUUCAGAAACGUUCGAGGAAGAAGGACUCAUAUUUGAUGUAGACAUAGAAAAAUAUUAUCAUCCUUUAGAAACUAGAAAACAAUUAAGCCUUAAAAAGAUUGGGGAAUUAUAA
Messenger RNA from Blepharisma stoltei, 2187 nucleotides. The record is from the annotation of a GenBank genome assembly. NCBI's taxonomy places the organism in Eukaryota, Ciliophora, Heterotrichea, Heterotrichida, Blepharismidae.